UUAAUGCAUUCUGUGCUUUGCAUCAUGUAUAUAUCACUUUGGCCCAAUGUUGUCGAACAGGCCAAGCCUGGCUCACAGGUGGACGAGCAAUAAGAUUGGAAACUGCAAACAGGAACCUUACCCGACGAGAGAUGAAUGCGUUUUUACGUGCUGCGAGGUGGCCCCUGAGCAGGAUCAUUGGGUGCAGACAACAGAUCGACUGUGCACGGCACAUGUGCUGAUUGUUGGCAAGGGCAUAUGUUCACAUUGGGCAAGCCUUUGGAUUUUUGAUACCGGUGAGGUAUGGUGUGUGGAGUUGUCAGCAAUCGACCAAGAGACUGGCGAGCGCUGGGGAGAAAACCAAUGUAUUGUGGAGCUUUUGAAAAUGCCAUCUGCUGCGGAAAAGACAGAAGACGGCUUCGUUCAACUUCAGCAAUCUGAGCCGAGCAUGGGUCGAAUGGAAAAGGUUCAGCGAGCAAUUGACUCUAUUUGGCCACAUAUGAGAGCUGGGUUGAACAGGAUAGUGAGUUGCAUUGAUUGUAUGCUGUCUGCGCAACAUUCCAAAGAAGAAAUCCAAGCGGCCAUGGACAGCAUUUGGUGCAUGAUGUCUACCGAUGAUGUGCAGCAUAUGGCUGAAAUUCUUCUCUUAAUUUUUGUCGAAUCUGGACUUGCUGCGUGGCCGUCUCAACACCGCGAACUAGUGAAGGUAGAGAUUGAACAGAUUGAAUCUGCGCUGAAGUACAUCUGGCCAAUACCAUCCAACAGCGAGCUUGAGCGGGCCAAAGCACGCCUCCUCCAAGGUAUCAUUGACG
Durusdinium trenchii is the source of this 791-nucleotide messenger RNA. Lineage: Eukaryota; Dinophyceae; Suessiales; Symbiodiniaceae. The record is from the annotation of a GenBank genome assembly.